AUUCGGAUAUGAACUCAAUUCGCAGCUGAUUUGCCGGAACACAUCUCCCAACAGCUUCGAUGACAUUUGUUUAAUGAAAACAAAAUGUUGCGGGUGAUAAUUUAUUCUCGUUGUGUAAGAUGUUUUUCAAUAAAACAAGCAGCAAAACCACCUAUAAAAUUUACGGAUACUAUUAAUUUACCAAAAACAAAAUUUCCAAAUCGUUUAAGUGCAUCAAAACGUUUGGAAAUAGAGCGUCAAUUGGUUGAGGGAGUGUUUUCCGAGGCAUAUUGCUACCAGCUGAAGCAUAAUCGUGAGCCAACCUUUGUGCUACACGAUGGUCCACCAUACGCGAAUGGAGAUCUGCACAUGGGCCACGCCGUAAAUAAGAUUCUGAAGGAUAUCACUAUACGUCAGCAUGUGGCUCGAGGUCGAAAAGUGCAUUACAUACCUGGUUGGGACUGUCAUGGUUUGCCGAUUGAGUUGAAAGCAACCGCUCGGAAGAGUAAAAAGAAUGUAAAGACCAAAGACAAAGAUGCGCUCAGCAUACGACAUAUGUCUCGCGAUUUCGCUUUAAGUGCUAUGCAACGACAAAAACACGAGUUUCGUUCUUGGGGUGUGCUAAGUGAUUGGCUUAAUGAGGAAAACAUUUAUCUUACAAUGCGACCGAACUUCAUAAUAAAUCAGUUAAAGAUGUUCAUGGAUUUAUAUGAGCGAGGUUUGGUAUUCCGAGCUUUGAAGCCGGUAUAUUGGUCACCUUCGUCGGGAACAGCUUUAGCUGAAGCAGAACUGGAGUACGACGAGAACUUCGUUAGUCCAUCAGUAUACUUACGUUUACUAUUAACUGAAGUGCCCAGUAGUAUCAGUUUAGCUCCCAAUACUAAUUUAUACGCUUUGAUUUGGACUACGACACCAUGGACACUACCUAGUAAUCAAGCAAUUUGCUACAAUUCAUCGCUAGAAUACAGUGUGAUUAAAUUGCCGAAUUUCGGUAAUCAUUUGUACCUCAUUGCAACGAGUUUAUUAAGCAAUUUUGAGGAUAUUACCAGCAUUUCAUAUGAGCGAGUACAGACAUUGACGGCUACAGAACUAUCUAAGUGUACCUACCAGCAUCCAAUUUUCACAGAGAAGAAAAAUUUGCCAUUCUUCGAUGCAGCUCAUGUGCAGGAAACAAAGGGUACUGGUUUUGUGCAUACCGCACCAGCUCAUGGGCCUGAAGACUUUUUGAUUGGUCUCCAAAAUAAGUUGCCAGUGACAUGUUUUGUAAAUGAAGACGGUUUAUAUUCCUUGGACGCUCCUAGCAUACUUAGGGGAAAACCUGUACUUGGCGAAGGUGAUGAAAUAGUGUUGCAAAGCAUUGCAACAGAUUUGUUACAUGUUGGCAAGCUUACACAUUCAUACCCAAUUGAUUGGCGCACGAAACAGCCUGUGAUAAUACGCGCCAGUGAGCAAUGGUUUAUGAAUACAGAACAGCUAAAAGAGCGCGCUAUUGAAGAGAUCAGCAAAAUCAAUGUGUAUCCCCGUGUACAAGCGGAUGCGAGUAGAAAAACGCUGAUGACACAAGUGCGCAAACGGCCAUAUUGGUGCAUAUCACGCCAACGUAUCUGGGGCGUGCCCAUACCAGUUUUUUAUGAACGAGCCACGAAAAAUAUUUUUUUAAAUAAGCCUCUGAUCAAUCAUAUCUGUGCUCUCAUAGAAAAAGAAGGCAAUGUUGAUUUUUGGUGGUCGAAAAGCAUCGAAGAAAUUAUACCUCAAAAUAUUUUGGACCAAUUUAAUAUGCGUGCUGUUGAUUUGGAACAAGGUGGAGACAUAUUUGAUAUAUGGUUCGAUUCAGGCAGUACAUGGUCAAGCGUGCUACGUGAUGAGAAAGUGGCAGACGUCUACCUUGAAGGUUAUGAUCAGUUCGGUGGCUGGUUCCAAUCAUCGUUGCUGACAAGUAUUGCGGCGAGAAAUCGUGCACCCUACAAAUCAAUAUUUGUACAUGGUUUCACGGUCGACGACAAGGGCCACAAAAUGUCGAAAUCUCUCGGCAAUGUUAUCUCACCAAACGAUAUCAUUCAUAAAUAUGGAGUCGAUGUUUUGAGGUGGUGGGUGGCUUCACAUGGCGCUCAAAACAUGUCCAUAACGGUCAGUGAGAAGUUGAUGCAACAAUCCGCAGACAGCGUUCACAAAAUACGCGCUGUCUUACGCUUUUUAAAUGGUGUAAUCAGGGAGAAAUCAGAAAAAGACGAUAGUUUGCUUGACAGCAAAAACAUUUACUUAAAUCGAUACAUUUUAAGCGCUUUAGUGGAAUACGAAAAUGAGAUAAGGCAAUUAUAUGAUGCAUAUGAAUACAAUCGUGUAGUAACUAGCGUGCAAAACUUUGUGACAAACCAAGUUUCAGCUAUUUAUGUGCAUACCAUAAAGGAUCGCCUCUAUUGUGGCGAUGACGUCGACUUAAGAAAUAUACGUUUUACUCUGCUUAACUGUUAUAAAAUACUUUGUACCACACUGUGGCCUCUUACGCCUUUCUUAGUGGAGGAAAGUUGGAAUUUUUACGAUCCUAGUAGCGCAUUUCACCAACAAAGUUUUAGUGCGAAUUCUGAAUGGAUGGACACUAAAGCGAAAAAUACUAUAAAUGCUGCACUGGAAGUUAAACGAUUAAUCAACCAGCAGGCCGGUAGUACAAAUUCAUUUAAUCUAGAAGUACAAAUUUUCUUUGACGAAAGCAAUGAACAAAUGCAACUGCUUCGAGCACUACACGACGGGGAACUGGGGGUACACGUGUCAAAUUCAGAGCUUUGUGAGCUUCUCCAAGUCCAAAGCGUAUCCCUACAUCCAUCCCAUAAUGUUGAUUCGUGCAGCAUUAAGAUGCAGAAAUUAAAUGUAGCACUAUGUGCUCGCUGUCGACGCUAUGCAGUAGAAAACAUCGAUAGCGUUUGUGCCCGCUGCGCACAGGUUUUAUCCAGCAAAUAGAAGUUAAAUUUCAUUUGUUUCUUAUAAAUCCCACAAUUCUAUUUAAAAACUUUGUAAGCAUUUUAGUACUGAAUCACGUAAUUUCAGUCGUAAAGACUGUUUUCCGCCACAUA
This is a messenger RNA of Anastrepha obliqua, 3047 nucleotides long. RefSeq names its product isoleucine--tRNA ligase, mitochondrial (gene IleRS-m). The record is from RefSeq and is a predicted model, not a curated record. Bases 85 to 2934 code for a protein of 949 amino acids. Gene Ontology annotation, molecular function: aminoacyl-tRNA deacylase activity; isoleucine-tRNA ligase activity; ATP binding. NCBI's taxonomy places the organism in Eukaryota, Metazoa, Arthropoda, Insecta, Diptera, Tephritidae. Gene Ontology annotation, cellular component: cytosol. Gene Ontology annotation, biological process: isoleucyl-tRNA aminoacylation. The transcript has 12 exons.